Acromyrmex echinatior (Panamanian leafcutter ant) is the source of this 3489-nucleotide messenger RNA. It is a transcript of the gene spab, whose product is annotated as space blanket. The record is from RefSeq and is a predicted model, not a curated record. Lineage: Eukaryota; Metazoa; Arthropoda; Insecta; Hymenoptera; Formicidae.
UGCCGAAGCGAGCACAGCACGGACUCAGUCCUCCAGCAAACUCCACCGAGGACUUGUUGAGCUUGUGUGCACCUAGCGAGGGGUAGCUAAUCCUGCCCGGCCGAGGUGUAAAGGCGUUCCAGGCAAGCUGAGCCAGGGCGCAAGAACUUUUCAGCGCCGAAGAUCAGUACAUCUCUAACGGCAUGAAGGCGUGUGCGGUGAUAACGUUAGUGCUUGUAGCAAACACGGCUUACAUCGGUGUCGAGGCAUGGGGUGGCCUUUUCAACCGCUUUAGUCCUGAAAUGCUGUCUAAUCUCGGUUAUGGCAGUCAUGGAGGUUACAUGAACCGCCCUGGAUUAUUGCAACAGUCAAUCCAAGAAGGAUAUGGUGGUAUAUAUGAAGGAGUUGAACCAACAGAAGAACCUUGCUACGAGAGAAAAUGCGUGUAUAAUGAUCACUGUUGCCCGGGUUCCAUUUGUGUAAAUCUCGAUGGAGUUGUUGGAACAUGUGUUUUCGAUUUUGGUAUGAAACAAGGCGAGCUUUGCAGACGGGAUAGUGAUUGCGAAACUGGUUUAAUGUGUGCCGAAAUGCCUGGACGGGAAACAAAAUCGUGUCAACCACCGACCACUUCAAACAAAUUAUACAAUGAGGAGUGCACUAUGUCAAGCGAGUGUGAUAUCAGCCGUGGACUGUGCUGCCAAUUACAAAGGCGACACCGGCAAACUCCUAGAAAGGUUUGCUCGUACUUCAAGGACCCUCUGGUCUGUAUCGGCCCAGUGGCGACGGAUCAGAUAAAAUCCGUAAUCCAAUACACUUCCGGCGAGAAACGGAUCACCGGACAGGGCAACCGCCUAUUCAAGCGGAUGCCAUUCGCCUAAACGCUCGCGCGUCAUCACAACGGAUGGGAAGUAUAUAAAAUAACAUACAGUAUAUAAGAUAAGCUACGAGAAAAUCAAAUCCUCCUUUAGUCGUUGUGAAGAUACAUACCUAGGUCUAAGUCUGUCGAUUCGACAUUACAUUCAAUCUCCUUCCAAGUCCUAACUCUACUCCAUGCCACGAUACACCGGAAAGUAUAAUGAUAGCGUGCGACAAAAGUGGAGUUAAAUAUUACUCGGGGAGAUGUUACUUCGAGGAUGUUUCUUCUUCGAAUAUAGCGCGACUGACAAACCUAUAACACAUAUCAUAGUAAGCCGUCUUAUAGGUCUCUAGGGAUAAGGGACACGCUAGCGUAGUUAUGAUAAGGAAAGUGCGCUGAUGUUAAGAGCGCCGUUCGACAAAGAUGUUUCUUAAUGAUAUAAAAUUAAGGUGUAGAAGAAAGCUCGAAAGAAGGUUUAUCUAUCGGUCUACCGGUUGAACUUUUCUUUCGAAUUGUAAAGAAAGUUUAGUGAAGCACUUAAUUGUUCGCGAUAAGUCAUGGUCAUAGAAAUAAUAAUAAAUGAAAUAAUAUAAUAAAUGAGAGGCGUGCACAAAGGGAGAAGUAAAGUCCUUGUUAUCGUCGCAGUGUCAACAUUGACUAUUUUAUUUUAUUAAUCAAUAAUAUUCUCGUUAUGCUAAUCUGUAGGAUAUUUCAAAUGAUAAAGUCUAUCUUUUGAAAAUUUUCGAAGCAAUAGAAUAACAAAUCAUGACCGCUGACACAACAAUGUGGUUGCAUUGCAAAUGAGAUUUCCCUCAAUGCGAGAAAUUUCAAUGUCGAUAUCGUGAACGAUAAUUAAAUUGUAAGAGACUGUGCUUUUCAACUGCAUUUUCAAACAUUUUCACUGCGUAUCAUAAAGUCAAAAUUGAUUUAAAACUUGUUAAUUUCAUAAUAAAAAAUAAUCUUACGCAAAAAGAAGAUGAUAUAUGAGAAGCAUUUCUAACACAAAAUUAAAAUAUAUAUUAAAAAUGACCCAAUCAAAAUCUAAAAGAGAAUAAAGUCAAAUAAUUCUAAAAGAGACAUUUUCUAAAUUUGAAGUGUCUUUUGGAUUUUUUUAGAAAACGCUUUGAACUUCUAUACUGUUUGUAAAAUGCAUAUUUCGCAAUUUUGAAUAACAAAAUGAAGAAAGUGCAGUUAAAAGAAACAGAAGUAUCGUCAACGAUUGUAAGUUGACUUAUAUCUUUAAUUGGAGUUCUUGAAUGAUUCCAAUGAGUCGGGAUACCAGCAGAACGAAAGGAGUCGUCUGCAAUGGCGGAUUUAAGGCUCAAAUAAAAUAAGAAAUAACAUUUCUAGCAAACCAGUAAUAUUUUCAAUAUUGCGAAAACGUUUUUCACUUUGUUGCUGAAAUAUGAAUGUUACAAGCAUAUAAACAAUCAUAAAUCAGCUCAACGAUUUGGGAAAACUCGGUAAUACACAGGUCCCUAAUAAGCUCCAAGAAACCGAUUAGCCAUAAGUCCGCCAUUGCACGUCCCGUUGAUUAUUCAAACGCACAGAUCGAAGUAUUUAUUUUUCUUUCUUAUUAUACGAACGGUCGUCCGGCAGACAUCGCAAGAAACGCGAGGUGUCAUUCAGACGGUUUUAAUGAUGGAGAAAUAUUUUCUACUGGGGGAAGAGAGCUGAAAGAGGCGCAAGUACCUUAUAAUUCAAUCAAUGUUUCGAGUUUACCCUUAGAAAUCGUACUUAGACGUUUAACUCGACUCUAUGUCAAAUUUAUCCCUACCCUUCUCCAAAAAAAAACUUUACGCACUGUCGGUGUGUAUAUCGUAAUCUAAGUCACAUUGUGUUGAAAAAUGACACAUUUUAGAAUGUAGGAGGAUUAUUACGCUAUAAACGAUACAUAUCAAAGAGGGAAACAUUUUUCUCUGUUACAUUAUAUUCAGAGAUAUAGCGUUAUCUAUAAAUAUACACAUAUACAAUGACGAAGGAAAAGAUGAGACACUUUUAACUCUUAGUGGCAAAUAUAAGUGUGCGUAUUGUUCGUUUAAAAAAAAAAGAUAAAAUUCCAAGCAAGUACUAAGAAGGGGAAGUUAUUAAAAAUCGCGGAAAUCGCUCUGUUAAACAUCAAUCGCAGAAAUCGCUCUCUGUCGAGUAAUAAUAUCGCGGAAAUCGCUCUAUUAACUGUAUUAAUGAAAUCAUAAUAUUAUAAAUAUACGAUAUAUAUUAUCUGUGGCUAUUGUUAUGUGAAACAUUACUCUGUGGAAAAAUUCAUUAUAAUAUUAAUCGUUACUGUCGUCAGAGAAAGUAUAAUGUUAAAUAAUAAUCGUUUCAGAAAUGAUUGCACGAUGUGAUUUUAAGCGUAAUCGUGGGAGGUGCAAUGUUAAGAGUUUUUUUAAAUCACAUGUACAACACAACAAUAACAAUAACAAUAACAACAACAAUAACAACAACAGCAAACAGAGAAUGACAAAAAUGCUCUAAUCUCAAUAUCCGUAGAAUAAUCUGUCCUUUGUCUUGAAAAAAAAAAAACUCUUAGCGAACCGUUGCUUUCCAUGCCACCGGUGCUAUAAUCGCCAAGAGAGUCCCCUGAAGACAUAUUAUCAAUCUUCUAUUGUCUCUCGAUAUUUCCCGAAACGUUAAUCUACCUGUGUAAGAAAAAA